Anopheles merus is the source of this 2835-nucleotide messenger RNA. RefSeq names its product neutral alpha-glucosidase AB (gene GCS2alpha). Lineage: Eukaryota; Metazoa; Arthropoda; Insecta; Diptera; Culicidae. Bases 1 to 2835 code for a protein of 944 amino acids. Gene Ontology annotation, biological process: carbohydrate metabolic process; N-glycan processing. Gene Ontology annotation, molecular function: alpha-glucosidase activity; carbohydrate binding. The transcript has 3 exons. The record is from RefSeq and is a predicted model, not a curated record.
AUGGCCGCCGCCGGGCAGGGAAUGUUGCUGCUGGUGGCCCUCUGUCUGUUCGCGUCGGUCGCAAGUGUCGAUCGAAACAAUUUCAAAACCUGCGAGCAGAGCAGCUUUUGUCGCCGGCUGCGCUCACUGGAACCGCAGACGAGCGAGUUCGAGGUGCUGCCCCAGUCCCUGCAGCAGUUCAAGCAGUACAUUACGCUGACGCUCGUGCACCAGCGCACCCGGCAUGAGUACGUGCUGAAGCUGGCCUGCCUGAAGGGGGCCGGCUCGUUCCACAUGCAGGUGGACGAGCGGGAGCCGCUGAGCGUGCGGUACCGGGUGCAGGAGGCGCUCGUCCAGGAGCCGCAGUACGCAUCGACCAAGGUGGAGAGCACGUCCGGCACGCUGAUCAUGGUGGCGUGCGGCGAGGCGCCCGACGUGAAGGCAGCCAUCCAGGUCGCCCCCUUCAAGGUGGACUUCUUCCAGCAGGGCAGGCUGGUGGUGACGGCCAACGGCAAGGGCAUGAUGCGGUUCGAGCAUUUGCGCCGCAAACCGGAACCAAAGACCGAGCAGCAGCUGCAGGAGGAGGCGGCGGCCGACCGCGGCGAGCAGAAGGAGGACGGCGGUGAGCAGCAGGCUGAGCCGGCCGCACCGGCCGACGACGAUCCGGGCGCGUGGGAGGAAAACUUUAAAUCGCACCACGACUCGAAGCCGAAGGGCCCGGAGGGGCUGGCGCUCGACUUUACCUUCCCGCAGGCGAAGGUGCUGUUCGGCGUGCCGGAGCAUGCGGACUCGUUUGCGCUGCGGCACACCGCCACCAAGGGCACGGAUCCGUACCGGCUGUACAAUCUGGACGUGUUCGAGUACGAGCUGAACAACGGGAUGGCGCUGUACGGCUCGGUGCCGGUGGUGUACGGGCAUGGCGAGACGGCGACGGCCGGCGUCUUCUGGCUGAACGCGGCCGAAACGUGGGUGGACGUUUUCAGCGCGAACCGGGACACGGACGUGGUGUCGUCGCUGGUGAACCUGGUGUCGUGGAACAGCCAGACGGAACCGCCGGCCGCCAACUUCAUCUCGGAGAGCGGCAUCAUGGACGUGUUUGUGCUGCUCGGGCCCGGCCCGAUCGAUGCGUUCCGCCAGUACACGGAACUGACCGGGAAGGGGCCGCUGCCGCAGCUGUACGCGAUCGCGUACCACCAGUGCCGCUGGAACUACAACGACGAGCGGGACGUGGAGAUGGUGUCGGCCAAGUUCGACGAGUACGACAUCCCGAUGGACACGAUGUGGCUGGACAUCGAGUACACGGACGGCAAGCGGUACUUCACCUGGGACCAUCACAAGUUCCCCCAUCCGGUCGAGAUGAUCCGCAACCUGACCGGGCUCGGGCGCCACCUGACGAUCAUCAUCGAUCCGCACAUCAAGCGGGACGGCGGCUACUUCUUCCACAACGAGUGCACCGACAAGGGCCUGUACGUGAAGAACAAGGAUGGCGGCGACUACGAAGGCUGGUGCUGGCCCGGCUCGGCCAGCUAUGUGGACUUCUUCAACCCGGACGCCCGGCGCCACUACGCCGACCAGUAUCUGCUGACGAACUUCCGCGAGCAGGCGGACACGGUCGGCAUCUGGAACGACAUGAACGAGCCGUCCGUCUUUAACGGGCCGGAGGUGACGAUGCUGAAGGACAACCUGCACCACGGCGGGCUGGAGCACCGGGACGUGCACAACCUGUACGGGCACAUGCAGCUGGUCGCCACGUUCGACGGGUUGCUGCGGCGGGGCGAAGGGCGCCUGCGUCCGUUCAUUCUGACCCGGUCGCACUUUGCCGGCAGCCAGCGGUACGCGGCGGUCUGGACCGGCGACAACAUGGCCGAGUGGGGCCACCUGCAGGCCUCGAUCAAGAUGUGCCUGUCGCUGGCGGUCGCCGGCAUCAGCUUCUGCGGUGCGGACGUCGGCGGCUUCUUCGGCAACCCGGACGGCGAGCUGUUCUCGCGCUGGUAUCAAACGGGCGCGUUCCAGCCGUUCUUCCGCUCGCACGCCCACAUCGACACGAAGCGGCGCGAACCGUGGCUGUUCCCGGAGGACGUGCGGCUCGUGAUACGGGACGCGAUCCGGAAGCGCUACCGGCUGCUGCCGUUCUGGUACACCGCGUUCUACGAGCACGAGCGGCGCGGCCUGCCGAUCAUGCGGCCGCUGCUCGCCCACUAUCCGGCGGACGUGAACGCGUUCGCGAUCGACCAUCAGUACCUGCUCGGCGACCAGCUGCUGGUCGCGCCCGUGCUCGACCAGAAGCAGCAGCGCAGCCGCGACGUGUACUUCCCGGUGCGGGCGGACGGCCAGGGCGACUGGUGGUACGAUUGGGACACGCAGCAAAAGCACACCGGCACCGGCGUGGAGGCGAUCCCGGUCGACAGCUACAAGGUGCCGGUGUUCCAGCGCGGCGGCACCAUCAUCCCGACCAAGGAGCGGAUCCGCCGGGCGUCCACGCUGAUGCGCCACGAUCCGUACACGCUGACGGUGGCGCUGGACCGGGAGGGCCGGGCCAAGGGCACACUCUACAUCGACGACGAGGAGAGCUACGAGUACCGGCACGGUCACUACCUGUACCUGGAGUUUGAAUUCCGUGACGGUGUCCUCAGCAGCCGGAAAAUCGACACGACAGCCAGCUACAAGACGGACACGUGGCUCGAGCGGGUGGUUAUCGCCGGGCUCGGCAAGCAGCCGACGGCGGCCACGCUCUACACUGACGCGUCCGGCGCUGCCAGCGGUCGGUUGCAUCUCGAGCGGGACGGUGACGUCGUGACCGUGCGCAAACCGGGCGUCUCCAUGCGCGAUGCCUGGUCGAUUCGGCUCGAUUUCUAA